AUGAUUCUCUCUGCUUUCUCUCCUCUUGUCCUGCUGUCUAUGUACUUCAUUCCUUUUUCUUUCCUCUCUCUUUCGUUUCGGACUCUCGCGGACCUUUCGACUUGCACUUUCCUUUGUUUCAUUACUGCUUUUCUUUCCUUUCUGGACUGCCUGUCUGCGUCAACCUGCUUCGGACUUUCGGUCCUUACUCUCGAGUCCGUCACCGCCAUCCUUUCUCGACACCGGUCUUUUUGUUCGUUUCGUUCGGUCUGUCGACGUCCGCCGACUAACAUCUCAAAAGACAAACGCCCGCGGUUCACAACCGUACUGUCGUUCAUUCAUUCAUCGAGUCACCCUAUAGAAGACGAGGCUACAAAACACCCCCCAAAAGCUGUUCAUUUGCUGUUUCUUUUUGUGUACGAUAUCGAACUGUUCUUUCUCCUUUCUCCUUUCUCCUGGUCUUUCCCUUCUAUUUCUGUCCUCGCCGUUGUUGCUUUCAUCCGCCCAUUCACCCGUCCAUCUACCCCGCCUACCCCACCAUCUGACACCCGCACCUCUCCGUCUUUUUUAUUCGUCCUUCGCAAGCAACGCAUCCAUCUGUUCAUCCAUCCAUCCAUCAUUAUACCUCGUCGCCUCGUUACCCCGUCUGCUUCGCACUCACAAUACACUGUAGCCUUUCUGCUUUUUUCUUUCGCCUUUGCUUUGGCCUUUUCGUUUUUCUGCCCUUUCUUGUAUACUUUCGGCGCUCCUUCCAACCCUUCUUCAGUGACGAGGCAUGCUGUUCUUUUCUUCGCCAUUUUUUCACGGCUGUAG
This is a messenger RNA of Cyclocybe aegerita, 792 nucleotides long. NCBI's taxonomy places the organism in Eukaryota, Fungi, Basidiomycota, Agaricomycetes, Agaricales, Hemipholiotaceae. The record is from the annotation of a GenBank genome assembly.